AUCAGUGAGAGUGAACUGGAGAUGGCCACCGUCAGACACCAGCCUGAGGGACUAGACCAGCUGCAGACCCAGACCAAGUUUACCCGGAAGGAGCUGCAGUCGCUCUACAGAGGCUUCAAAAAUGAAUGCCCAAGUGGUCUGGUGGAUGAGGAAACCUUCAAGAUGAUCUACUCCCAGUUCUUCCCCCAAGGAGAUGCCACCACGUACGCACACUUCCUUUUCAACGCAUUUGACACAGACCGAAGUGGCUCAAUUCGCUUUGAGGACUUUGUGAUAGGUCUGUCAGUGCUCCUCAGAGGCUCAGUGAAUGAGAAGCUGAGGUGGGCCUUCAACCUUUACGACAUCAACAAGGACGGCUACAUCACCAAAGAGGU
Messenger RNA from Clupea harengus (Atlantic herring), 374 nucleotides. RefSeq names its product calsenilin-like. The record is from RefSeq and is a predicted model, not a curated record. NCBI's taxonomy places the organism in Eukaryota, Metazoa, Chordata, Actinopteri, Clupeiformes, Clupeidae. The annotation marks the transcript as partial. The transcript is spliced from 4 exons.